CUUAUUUUACAAUUAGCUUUGGAGGACAAUGUAAAUAAUUCUCAGCAAUUACUAUUAUUACCAGAACAAACUACUAAAGAAAACAAUGAAACAAACGUCUUAAGCUUGUCUUCGAUGGACACAAAUCCUGCACCCUCAUUGACAUCAUUACAGGCAGUUGAUCCGUUUGUUCUUCUCAACAAUGAAAAUGAAUAUAUAAUGGAAGUCGAAUCAGAAAGUAAUAAAGAAUUCGCUACUGAUGAAAAUAUUGUUUGGAAUGAUGGUAUUACCAACCAGGAUUUUCAGUCAUAUGAUAUCUCCUUUUCAUCGCAAGGCCUAGUUGCUGAAGAAGAGGAUAGUCUUCAAGAAUUGGCUGUCUCUGGUAAUGCAGAUAUCCCAUCACCAGGAACUUCUGUUUUGUCAUCUAACGUAGAUGACACUGAUAUUGAUAGCACAUACUGUCCUCGUUUCAACUCAGAGUCAGAACUAUCUACUGAUGAGUCUAUAGUGAGUAUUCCUAGAGUUGCUUCAAAGGUUUCAAGUGACAGUACUUCUUAUGUGAGGAGGAGCCAAAAGAUAGCUCAAGACAAAAUUCUACUGGUUCCUUACACUGAUUCGGACACGGAGGAAGAAGCAAACAAAACCAAUCCUAAUGUAAAAAAAGGAAAGAAGAGGGUGAGGAAUGAAAACAAAUGGAAAAAAAUGUGUGAGGAAACAGCUAAGAGUUAG
Messenger RNA from Homalodisca vitripennis (glassy-winged sharpshooter), 708 nucleotides. RefSeq lists its product as uncharacterized. Bases 115 to 708 code for a protein of 197 amino acids. Lineage: Eukaryota; Metazoa; Arthropoda; Insecta; Hemiptera; Cicadellidae. The transcript has 3 exons. The record is from RefSeq and is a predicted model, not a curated record.